GCUGUUUUCUUCUUACCUGUCUCGUAGGGUUGCUGUGAGACUGGGAGCUCAGUAAAUAUUACCUGCCGUUGUUACUAUGUGGGCCAAGUGAAGGGUUCUCGCCCAAUUUAUUCAUUUAUUCAAAAGAUACUUGUUGAGGACAUAUUGUGUAUCAGGUUUUCUAGGCUCUGGGGAUUUUGUAGUGUUGGUCCCCAAGCAGGGGCCUUAUUUUCUAAUUCAGGGGAGGGAGAAAGGAGUAGAAGAAUACGGUAAUUUCAGUCGGUGAUAAGUGUCACUAAAGAACUAAAACACAACGAUGUGACAGUGACAGAGGUUAAGGUGGUGUGUUAGGGAACGCCCCUCCGAAGGUCACUGAGCUGAUACGGGAAUGAUUGAAGAGCUGGCUGUGGGGUGAUUGGGGCAGGAUAUGCCAGCAGGGAGAGAUGCCAGUGCAAAUGUCCUGGGGCUAGAGGUGACCUGGGAGGAACAGAAAAAAGGCCUUUGGCAGGAGCAUCAGGCGUAGUGUAAGAGAUGAGCAAAGUAGGGUCCACAUUGGGCAGGGUCUUGGAGGAGUUUGUAUUCUUUUUAAAUGCAGUGGGAAGCCAUCUUAAUGGGAAACUAUGUAUGAAGGGAAGGGAGGUGACUGCUGUGUGGAGAAUGGACUUCAAAGGUCAGGGGGCCAGUGUCAAGUGAGGAGAGGUGGCAACUUGGAGUAGAGAGGUAGCAGUAGAUGCUGAGAAGUGAAGUUCGAGAGAGGGCUUGGGUUGUUGGGGGGCCAGAUAUAGGGGUUACCAAAGAGAGGAAUCUAGAGGGAGUCCGAGGUGGUUGUCUUCAGCAGCUGGGUGGAUGGCGGUACCGUUUACUGAGAUGGGGAAGGCAGGGAGAGGUAACAUGUUUCCGAGGGAAAUUCAAGAGUUACUGAGUUGAGAUGCCCAUGAGGUCCUCAGGAAAGAUGAGGAGAAAGCUGGAGAUGAAAGUUGGGAGUGCUGGGAACCCUGCCUUGGGACUGUAGUGCAGGGAGACCCAGUCCCUGCCGUCGAUGUUGGUAAUCAGGGGCUGUGCCGGCCACUGUGGGAGUCAGUAGACACCUGCGGCUCUUGAACACUUGAAAUAUGUCUGCAACCAUCCCCCUGUUCAUGAAAAACAAAGAUGUCGCUGCAGAGGCGGUCACAGGUAGUGGCAAAACGCUCGCUUUUGUCAUCCCCAUCCUGGAAAUUCUUCUGAGAAGGGAAGAGAAGUUAAAAAAGAAUCAGGUUGGGGCGAUCAUCAUCACACCCACACGGGAGCUGGCUAUUCAAAUAGAUGAAGUCCUGGCACAUUUCACGAAGCCCUUCCCACAGUUCAGCCAGAUUCUCUGGAUCGGAGGCAGGAAUCCUGGAGAAGAUGUUGCAAGGUUUAAGGAACAAGGUGGGAACAUCGUUGUGGCCACUCCAGGCCGCCUGGAGGACAUGUUUCGGAGGAAGGCGGAGGGCUUGGAUCUGGCCAGCUGUGUGAGGUCCCUCGACGUCCUGGUGUUGGACGAAGCAGACAGACUUCUGGACAUGGGGUUUGAGGCAAGCAUAAACACCAUCCUGGAGUUUUUGCCAAAGCAGAGGAGAACAGGCCUUUUCUCUGCCACUCAGACGCAGGAAGUGGAGAGCCUGGUGCGAGCGGGGCUCCGGAACCCUGUACGGAUUUCGGUGAAGGAGAAGGGCGUAGUGGCCAGCAGCACUCAGAAAACUCCUUCCCGCCUGGAGAACUACUACAUGGUAUGUAAGGCAGAUGAGAAAUUUAACCAGCUGGUACAUUUUCUUCGAAAUCAUAAGCAGGAAAAGCACCUGAUCUUCUUCAGCACCUGCGCCUGUGUGGAAUACUAUGGAAAGGCUCUGGAGGCCCUGGUGAAGAGUGUGAAGAUCAUGUGCAUUCACGGGAAGAUGAAACACAAGCGCAAUAAAAUCUUCAUGGAGUUCCGCAAACUGCAAAGUGGGAUUUUAGUGUGCACGGAUGUCAUGGCCCGAGGAAUAGACAUUCCUGAAGUAAACUGGGUUUUGCAGUACGACCCUCCCAGCAGUGCAAGUGCCUUCGUACAUCGCUGUGGUCGUACAGCCCGCAUCGGCCACAGCGGCAGUGCGCUCGUCUUCCUCCUUCCCAUGGAAGAGUCCUAUAUCAGUUUCCUUGAAAUUAACCAAAAAUGCCCCCUGCAGGAGAUGAGACUCCAGAAAAACACAGGAGACCUCCUUCCAAAGCUCAAGUCCAUGGCCUUGGCCGACAGAGCUGUGUUUGAAAAGGGCAUGAAAGCCUUUGUGUCCUACGUCCAGGCUUAUGCGAAGCACGAAUGCAACCUCAUCUUCAGAUUAAAGGAUCUUGAUUUUGCUCGACUUGCUCGAGGGUUUGCCCUGCUAAGGAUGCCAAAGAUGCCGGAGCUGAGGGGGAGGCAGUUUCCAGAUUUCGCGCCUGCGGAUGUUAACACAGACACCAUCCCAUUUAAAGAUAAAGUUAGAGAGAAGCAGAGGCAGAAACUCCUGGAGCAACAAAGAAAAGAGAAAAGAGAAAAUGAAGGGAGAAAAAAAUUCAUAAAAAAUAAAGCUUGGUCAAAGCAGAAGGCCAAAAAGGAGAAGAAGAAAAAGAUGAAUGAAAAAAGGAAGAGGGAAGAGGGUUGUGAUAUUGAAGACGAGGACAUGGAGGAACUUCUCAAUGACACGAGGCUCUUGAAAAAGUUUAAGAAAGGGAAAAUUACUGAAGAAGAAUUUGAGAAGGGGUUGUUUUCGAGUGGCAAGAGAACAGUCCCGACAGCAGAUCUGGGGAUCCCUGAUUCGGAAGAGGACUGCUGACAUUGGCCCCGGGGCACACACAAGUGCAGGGAUUAUGAUGAGUGGCCUGCACCCCGCGCCCCGCAUGGUGCCGCGUGCUUUCAUCGUGUGCCAUACUGCAGCCGGUGCCCGAGCGAGCCGUGUUCACACUGGGGAUGGGGCGGGGGGGGGGGGGCACACUUCACACUCAUGACUGUUAUGAAAACCACACCAGCCUUUAAGGCCAACGGAAGAGUGUAAGACUGAGUGUAAAUAACAGGUCAGUAUUUAUUCUGAUGGGUCACAUCUUAAUUAAAGCUCAUUUUUCUGUGGCUAUUUUAUACUUACUUUCUAACAUAAAGACACUGAGGUAUACUUGAGUUUUGGCUUUUUAAGUUUCCUAGUGUUUUCAGGCAGCUGACCUUCGUGGGUGUCCUUACCCCUGGACUUGAGUUCUUCCUCGAGGAACUGCACAGAACACCUGCGUGGGGCAGCUGCUAUUGCUGGGGUUUUCUUCUUUUCGAAGAAUCGUCUCCACCACAGUUUUGGGAGGGGGGUGGGGGGAGGAAGCAAGUCAUAUUCUAGGGAAAAAAACCUAUGUGUCGAAUAAACUACUUCCUUCCAAUUGUCCUGAGUGUGUGAAUGUGGCUGCAGUGUCUUCGCCAAGAUGGCCAAUCCCUUUGGGCCUCGGGUAGCGCUCAAUACUCAUACAACACCAUAUCAAAAUCUUUCAUGUAAUUUAUUUGAAAAGAUGGCUGAGUUUGUCCCCAAGUACAAUUUUUAAAAAGCUGUUCAGGGAUCAAACACGUUUAAAGGAAAUUCACAUCUUCCACAGAUGCAGACUUUCAAGUUUACAGAUGUUCUGGAAGGUCUUCGUAUGUGUGAGCCACGGAGGCUACUCCUGCUAAAUGUUGUUUCUACCUUCCUUGGGUUUUCUGGGUGGUUUCCAGUCCCAUCUGUCCCAAUUUCGAGGAGGGGAUGGCGGCCCCAGGCUCGUGGUCACCACUGGAAGCCUGAUGUGACUUCAAUCCGGGUUUCCAGCCUCUCAUAAGGCACCGUUUGUAACGUGUCCUGGGCGCCUGUAUGUUCCUGCAGGGGCGCCUGGCUGCAGAUAGGAAUGCCUGCUUUUGCAGGCCUGCAUCUCUUUAAUCGAUGCUUUUGGCAAAUCAGUCUGGAGUGCAGGGAAGAAGGGAGGUGGGCUUGGGCAUGGCUUUCAUUGGUUAAGUAGCCAAUAAUCUAACUUAUAUUUCUGGAAACUGGAAAGUGUCUAGAAACCAUAAACGCAAUUCAGGUUGGGUUUUAGGGAAACCAUGAACACAUUUUAGAUGGGGCUGAAAUGGAUAAAAAAAAUUUUCCAAGUCUUAAGGUUUAAGUCCUUCGUCCCUAAGUCUUCAUUAAAAAAAAAAAAAAAAUU
Messenger RNA from Mirounga angustirostris (Northern elephant seal), 4161 nucleotides. RefSeq names its product DEAD-box helicase 55 (gene DDX55). Gene Ontology annotation, cellular component: nucleolus. The record is from RefSeq and is a predicted model, not a curated record. Gene Ontology annotation, molecular function: ATP binding; nucleic acid binding. The transcript has 14 exons. The coding region runs from base 1092 to 2789 and encodes 565 amino acids. Lineage: Eukaryota; Metazoa; Chordata; Mammalia; Carnivora; Phocidae.